GACGCGUACACGAGUCGAUUGCGACUUGUUAAAAUGAGAUCUAUUGUGGUGUUUUGUUUAUCUUGUAUUUGCCUGUGUGCUGGAGAGGAAUAUGCGGUGAAAGAAAAUGUAUCAAAUAGUCAAGAAGCUAGAGCCGCAAUCUCAGAUAUGGUGAUGGCUUUUGUGGUUUUUCGCCAUGGCGACAGAACACCAGACCAAGAAGAACUGGACAAGUUCCCAUCAUCAGAUUUAGAUCCGCAAAUAUUCUUUCCAUACGGCAAAAAGUCUCUAACCAACAUUGGAAAGCGAAGAGCAUUCAGCGUAGGGCAGUACUUGAGGAAACGUUACGAUAACAUUAUAUCAAAGUUCUACUUGCCUGAGGAGAUAAAAAUACAAACAACUGACUAUGCCCGUACAAAGAUGACCGCAUUAACUGCUCUAGCAGCCAUUUACCCACCCCCACCACUUCAGCAGUGGCUUCCUAACUUCAAUUGGCAACCAAUACCCUACGACACGCCAUCGCGCAUUGAUGAUGAAUUCUUACCCUAUUUUAACUGUCCAAGGUAUGUACGACUAAAAGAUGAAUUAUAUCAAUUACCAGAAAUCGAAAGCUAUUUGAAGUCAUCGCAGGAUCUCUUAAAAACUCUUAGUGAAAACACCGGAAGUAAUAUAUCGGUGCCCGAAGAUGUAUUCAUUUUGGAUAAUCUAUUUCAAACUCUGAAUAAUGUCAAUGUUUCAACGCCAAAGUGGGCCGAACAAGUAAUGCCAAAGAUAAAAGAAAUGACUGAAAUCGAGUACUCGCUAAUGUAUUACACAGAUGAGCUGAUAAGAUUAUCCGCAGGAGGCUUACUUACAGAUAUAAUUAAUGUAACGAACGCGAAAAUUAAGGGAGACAAGAAGCAGCCCAACUUGUUCCUUUACUCUGCACAUGAGAACAACGUUGCCGCUCUUCUAGCAGCCACCAGAACCUUCAUACCUCAUCAGCCCAAAUACGGUUCCACUGUAUCGCUGGAGCUUUGGAAAGACCGCAUGACCGACGAAUAUUCUUUUAUGGUUGUAUACGCAGCCGAAGCGGGAGGUGAUGGAGUGAUGUUACCAGUGAAUGGAUGCGGAGAUAGGUAUCUUUGCGACUACAAUACAUUCCUCAAACUAACUCAAGAUUACGUGUUACCGCAUAGCGAAUACAAAAAACGCUGCGUAUAGAAUGUAAGAUUGUAAAUGAAGAACAUAGUCGUAUGAAACAGUUUUGCAAUCGAAAAUUAGCUAUAAAUCUUAUAUAAUUGUAUAAUUUGAUAUGCAAAAUAAGUUAUUUACCGAUAUUGAAUAUUGUUUAUAAUAUUUUAUAUAUAUACAUAUAUAGAUAUAAUGUAUCGAAUACUAAUCCAAGACGAUUAUAAAUUACCUUAAUGCUUUAAAAAAUUGUCAAUUUUUAAUAUAAAAGAUGUCUUCUACAUGUAUAUAUUUUAAAUUUACAUCACAUACAGUUUUUCCUCAAGCAUAUAAUAACUUAUUUGUAUAAUAGCAUGUUCAUACAUUAUCUCAAAAUUACAUGGUUGUCAUUUUUAUUAAGUACAUAUAA
This is a messenger RNA of Pieris rapae (cabbage white), 1558 nucleotides long. Its product is annotated as venom acid phosphatase Acph-1-like. The coding region runs from base 34 to 1182 and encodes 382 amino acids. Gene Ontology annotation, biological process: dephosphorylation. The record is from RefSeq and is a predicted model, not a curated record. Gene Ontology annotation, molecular function: phosphatase activity. The transcript has 7 exons. NCBI's taxonomy places the organism in Eukaryota, Metazoa, Arthropoda, Insecta, Lepidoptera, Pieridae.